AUGGGCUCACGUAAUGCAACAGAGUGCUACAACCGCUAUUGCAACAGCUCGCUGGCGCUGAAGCUCAACCCUAUCACUUCUCAAGAGGAGAAUCGAAUUCGUCGCAUGAGAAAGGAUCGACAGUCGUGGAGAAAGAUUGCUCGCAAAUUCCCAGGCCGUACUGACGCCCUUCUCAAAAACUGGUGGUGGCAGAACAACAAGCCAAACCAGAGAGAACUUCGGUCUCAUUAUCACCGCAACGUACAAGAUGUCCCGGCCAAGGAGCCUGGCUGUGACGGCAGUCAGUUUGAAGAGACUGCUGCCAGAAGAAAUUGCCCGGAAACUGCGACGCAAAGGGAAGGCAACAUGGAGGAGCAGACAGCCAACACCGACAUCGGAACACGCCGCAACACCGAGAAGCAAGCCGGCGAGCCACAGACGAGAGAGAGCACGUCUUCUACACCAAAUCACCUGAAAACACCGACACCUACCACCAGAGUCGAGCCGCAGAAAAGUUUCUCUCCUCAAAGAGUCCCAGUUGUCUAUUGCAGAAGGCGAAAUAGGGCUACGGCCCUGCAGAAUCGGGGUUUCGGCGCGAAGCCUCAGCCUCUCAAUACUCAUAACGAAGUCGGCGCCGCUGCUGACACCAAGAUAAGCGCGAUGGCUCACCCCCCGGCCAACCAUGCCAAGAUCGCGAUCGCAAAAUGCGCCGGCAAAAAUGAACAGGUCGCACUGCCCGACGGCAUUGGGUUGGAUGCUGAGUCGGAUGCUGAGCUGGAUGCUGAGCUGGAGGCUGAGUCGGAGGUUGAGCCUGAUGCUGAGCUACAUGUGGAGAUUGACGUCGAAUUGGAUGCUAAAUUUGACGAAGUAGUAGUCGACGAAGUAGAUACAGAACUAAGUCCAGAUGCCGAGCUAGACACAAGACUGGAUUCUGAGUCCGGCUUCGAAAUCGAUUCUGUACUCGAAACUAUGCUUGACGGUGAGGUAGGCAAAUUUGAUGCCGAGGUAGCCGGUGAGCUAGUUGCAGUUGUCGCCGGCGUCGUGUCGGAAGAUGUGGCGACAUUUAGACUCAACUCUUGGGACCUGGGAACUCGGAGAAACAUUGCACCUGUGAAGGAGAAAUCUGACGACCACCAAAUAGAAGACGAAAGCGCGGCAGCGGGGAGCGGAGUUGUAUAUGAUACGGUAUAA
Molecule: messenger RNA, 1170 nt
Organism: Beauveria bassiana ARSEF 2860
Lineage: Eukaryota; Fungi; Ascomycota; Sordariomycetes; Hypocreales; Cordycipitaceae
Exons: 2
Coding region: 1-1170 (389 amino acids)
Source: RefSeq, a predicted model, not a curated record